UUAUUUGUUUGUGCUAAUUUACCUGCUGGCGAUUAUACUAGACAUUCAUGGCGUUACUGGACACAUGAUACCAGGAACUUGUCCGAAAUUGGAUAGCACAAUAAAAAGUACUACGUUAAAAGGCUCUCUUCUUAGCUAUGGCAUGUACCUGGAUCUUUACAAAAUCAACGAUACAACAAUCAAUGUUUGCGAGUUCCAAAACUAUCCACCUAAAUACCUCAAACGCUCUAUAAUUAUCGCCACCGACAACAAGAACUUCGUCAUACACUGGAAAUGUAAACCCUCGACUGAUAGGAGAAAACACACAAGAGCCACAUUUAUAUUUACGCAACCAACAUUCUCCGAGCAGGUCGCCAAAUAUAUUGAUGAAACGCACGUAAGGCUCGGCCUAAAACCAGCCAAUAUUGUGAGAUUGUGUGAGAGGAAUGUAACAAUUUUUAAGGACAACAAAACUGAACCGAAAAAAGAACAAGCGCGUGGCUUUAGGCUGCAAAAAAGUGCUGGCUUACUUGAUGAAAGCCCAGCUACAUAAAAGCAACAAAUAGCACAAGAUUUUUCUAUAAACGAAACUUAACCUAAAA
Molecule: messenger RNA, 581 nt
Organism: Scaptodrosophila lebanonensis
Lineage: Eukaryota; Metazoa; Arthropoda; Insecta; Diptera; Drosophilidae
Exons: 3
Coding region: 65-532 (155 amino acids)
Source: RefSeq, a predicted model, not a curated record